Messenger RNA from Coregonus clupeaformis (lake whitefish), 3351 nucleotides. It is a transcript of the gene pex14, whose product is annotated as peroxisomal biogenesis factor 14. Bases 127 to 1308 code for a protein of 393 amino acids. Gene Ontology annotation, cellular component: peroxisomal importomer complex; peroxisomal membrane. The record is from RefSeq and is a predicted model, not a curated record. Gene Ontology annotation, molecular function: signaling receptor binding. The transcript is spliced from 9 exons. Gene Ontology annotation, biological process: protein import into peroxisome matrix, docking. Lineage: Eukaryota; Metazoa; Chordata; Actinopteri; Salmoniformes; Salmonidae.
AUAAUAGAAAGAACGAAAUGAAGAAAAAAAACAUCAUAAUGUCCGAGCUUUAGUCUAGUCGUCCUUAUUCAAGCCUAAGCAAUCGUUCACGAAUGAAUCGAUUAGACGAGGAGUAGGCUGGGAAAGAUGGCAUCUUCUGAACAACCUGAUCCGCAAACACAGCCUGGUGCUCCAUCCAGAGAUGACGUUCCCCCCAGAGAAGCACUGAUAGCCACAGCUGUGAAAUUUUUACAGAACCAGAAAGUCCGUCAAAGUCCACUGGACACCAGAAAAGCUUUCCUGAAGAAAAAAGGUUUGACUGAUAAGGAGAUUGAGCUUGCCAUCCAGCGCUCGGGCAGUACUGACGAGCCCCUGGCCCUUACCCCUGUGGGACCCCAAUACCCUCUCCUUGCCCCCCAGCUGGCACCUGUACCCUACAGUCCCCCUGGCUACAGAUGGAGAGACUACGGUGCCCUCACUGUCAUCAUGAUGGGCAUGGCCUUUGGCUUCCAUCACCUCUACAAGAAAUACAUCCUUCCCCUCAUUAUGGGCAGCAAAGAGGACAAGAAGCAUCUGCAGAGGAUCGAGAGCAACAUCGCCGAGAUGAGUGGCACGCUGACACAGACAGUGACCCAGCUCCAGCAGACCCUGGCUACAGUACAGGAGCUCCUGGUCCAGCAGCAGCAGAACAUACAGAACUUGUCUCAGGAGCUAUCUACCUCUGAGGCAUCCUCUUCAACCAACCGCAUCCUGGAUACCCAGACCAUCGGCGAUCUGAAAGCUGAAAUAGUGUCAUUGAAGGGCUUGCUUCUCGGCAGGAGGCAGUUCCCCGCAUCGCCAUCCGUCCCAAAGAUUCCCUCCUGGCAGAUGCCCCUGAAGCCGGCCACCAUCUCCACCAGCUCUCCUUCCAUCAACCACACCAACAGCAGCAGCGACAUCUCUCCCGUCAGCAACGAGUCGGCUUCCUCCUCCCCCAUCAAAGAUGGCCGCCACAGCCCCCUAGACCCCCUGGGAGGUCCCGACGGAGCCCACGGCCUCAACGGAGAGAACGGCGUGGGGCUGGGAGGAGGAGCCACACUGCCCCCCCUGGACCUUAAGGAUCAGGUCCGCAUGGAGGUGCAGGGCGAGGAGGAGAAGAAAGAGGAGGAUGUGAAGGAGGAAAAGGAAGAAGAGGAGGAGGAGGAGGAUGACGACGUGAUCCAUGUGGAUGAGGAGGAGCAUCUGAGCGUGCCAGCGGAGGAUCGUCGAGGGGGGGACGGACAGAUCAACGAACAGGUGGACAAGCUGAGGAGGCCCGAAGGGGCCAGCAACGAGAGCGAGGUGGAUUAGACCAGACCGUGAGCACAAAGCACAACAAAACCCCUUUUUCCUUAUGGUUCUCAUUAUAUUUUAAGGUCCUGUUUCACUCUGGUCCCGUUUGACCAUCCUUUCUGUAACUGUACUGUUUUCCCUCUGUUAUAUAGUGAACAAUCUAAAUCAUGAGCAGAGGUUUAAGAAACACAGCAAAAAAAAAAUUAUAUAUUGGUGUGUCUGGCCCUUGUAGGCACCUGGCUUACAUCAAUUUACUUUUCAUCAUUCAAAGAAAACGAUUGCAUGCCUGGGAAAGUAACGUGGAGUUUCAGCAGGAUGGGGGGAAAAAAGCAAUAUUCAAUACAAAUUACUAUCAAAACUUAUUUGCAAUCCUGCUUUUUCUUAUUCCUUGUGUGGCACUCGGUACUGUCAAUUUUUAUGACUGACUAUAAUCACCUGGUGUAGUGAGCUUGGUUCCCAAUGUGAUAUGGCAUCUGAGGUCAUUUGAAGAAUCAUUUGAGGUUCUGUCCCUAAUGGCAUCCUAUUCCCUGUGUAGGCUGUGUCCCAAAUGGCACCCUAUUUCCCUAUGUUUUGAACUCUGGUCGAAAGUAUUGCACUAUAUAGGGAAUAGGUUGCCAUUUGGUACUCAGCCUGAGUAACCUGUACUCAGCCUGAGUAACCUGUUCUGGACUCCAAAGAAAUCGUAUGCUCCCCUAUAUUCUUCAGUUCUAUGUCAGGAGUCAGACGGCUUGUUCCUCUGUACUCGUCUCAAAGUCACCCUGAGAUCACUGAAAGCAUUACUGGGGCUUCGUCUGAAAUGGAAUGCUAUUCCCUAUACGAUUCACUACUUUUGACCAAUUGUAUUGCACUAUAAAGGGAAUAGGGUGCCAUUUCAGACACUGCCUGUCAACAGAGCCAAGGGAGAGGACAAGCAGCGUUAGGCUAGGGCAGCGUUUAGGAUCUUUCAUGUGUCCCCUCGCAUUGGUGUCAGUCUGUCAAUAAUUCAGAAAGGCCAGGAGGUGGCAUUUGGGCCGAAAUAAAAGCCUUGAAAUUUGAUAUUGGAACGCGAUGACGGGUUUUGUUCCACAAGCGUUCAAGAGCGCUCAAAGGAAGGGAAGAUAAAUGUGUUUUUUUACCUCUUUCUAAAGGGGCUGCCUCGUGCAUGGUGUCUCUCUGUAUGUGGUGAGAGAGAUCCCAGCCUACCUCUUCAGCUGCAUCUCAGUCUCCAGCAGGGCUAGCUGAUUUGGUUUAUGAAGUAUGUUAAUAAUCAAAUGAUCAACAAAUAACAGAUGUAUUAGUUCAUGCAGCUUGAAAUGUCAAGGAGGCUAAAAGUGGAAAUCUAAUCGCGAAAGCCCUGUUGUAUUAUAUUAUAUUUCAUGACAAACCCUCCGGUCCAAAUUAUAUAGGCCUCCUACAGUGAGUAAUCUUUUACGCUAAAACGGCGCCAAUAUUUUGUAAUUAAACCGUAUAAAACAAUGGAUGUCGCCAUGGAUGUUGUGGCAGGUGGGAAUCAGGCUCUGAAAGCAGAGGUGGGGGCAGGAGGGGGAACUGAAAGUAAUGUAUGAAUACUUACCUUAUUAAAUUACUCACUCGCAAGCUGAUGAGAGAGAAAAAAGGUCCACGAGUGAAAAUGAGGGUAUCAGCUCUCUUGUGGUAUUUUAACUUGCAUCAAAGGGCCUUCAAAGUAACACAAUAACGGUAGAGGUAGGUGAACCUUUCUAAGUGGCACCAGUCAUGUUCAGCAAACGCCCAGAGACCUGUGUCUAUUAAAAUAGAAGUAACAAGGUAAAGAAUCUGAAGUAUAAUACUUUCAUGAGAUAUUUUUUUGUUUGCUAUUGUAUUUUACUUGAUCUGACAUUCUGAUCUAUGAAUUUGUCUGCGAAUGAAGACCACUGGCUGAUAAUGUGGCAGAAUUGCUCAAAUGAGAGGUCCCCAAGUGUCACUCAUGCCUUUUAAACUACUGUAGUUUCACUGACUGGUCCUCUAUGUAUAAAAUGUACCCAGCUUAUAAUUGUGACUGUAUGAACUUCUGAUAUCAAACAAAUGUAUAUUAUUGUAAUAAAUUUGGUUUAUCUCAAGUUA